AUGAUUCUGAGGACUGAUAAUCGAUUCGCAGUGAUUGUGGCUGGUAAUCGUGACUUCUUUGCACGUGAGCCAGACAGCUGCGAGAUGAUGGAGAGCGUGCUUUUUGUGACGAGAAGCGAUGGGCGGCCUACAGGCGACGCAUUCGUGCAAUUUUCUGAUGAGGAACAAGGGCAACGUGCAUUGGCGAAACAUCGUCAGACGAUAGGAAAUCGCUACAUUGAACUGUUUCGCAGUACCAGUGCCGAGGUUCAACAGGUAGUGAAGCGGUCCACAGAACCUGCGACUGCAAAUGGAAUGCGCCGCGAUUGUGUACGUCUUCGUGGAUUACCGUAUGAGGCACGAGUUGAGCAUGUCGUUGAAUUCCUAGGCGAACAUGCACGAUUUAUACAAUUUCAAGGCGUACAUAUGGUAUUUAAUAGCCAAGGUCAUCCAUCCGGCGAAGCAUUCAUCCAGAUGAACAGUGAGCAGGCGGCCGCUGGAGCAGCUGCUGCCGCUCAUAACAAAAUUCAUGAUCAUCGGCAAGAAGCAGAGGUAUAUUGA
Molecule: messenger RNA, 540 nt
Organism: Cooperia oncophora
Lineage: Eukaryota; Metazoa; Nematoda; Chromadorea; Rhabditida; Trichostrongylidae
Source: the annotation of a GenBank genome assembly